AUGUUGUCGCGCUAUUUUGUCAUCAAAAUUUACACCUUCGCGAGCUUUUUUUUCAAAAGCUUCCACAUAGCUGCAACAUACUUGCUACAUCCAAACAACAGCUGGGUGCAGAUAACAAGCUCCAUAUCCUAUCCGAUUAUUGGUUUACCAAUGCACCGCUCUUUUUACUUCGAUUGGGGCUUUCAAAUGAACUACGACUUUCCUUACAACCUCGCUUCUUUCUACAAUGCGCCAAUUUGGAAGUUAGCGAAACGUGAUGUGAACAACGAUGGACCCCGAGACCCUCGAGACUUUAGUAAACUGAACUUCCACGAAGUGGAAACACUGGAGUACGAUGGACUGUUCAAAAAUUGGUUGGAUACGUCCAAAGACAGACAUUUCUUCGAUUUCACUGCUGGCGAAUUAUAUAACUCACUGGAGAGCUUAAUAGAAAGCUAUGGUUUUCACCGCAGUUGCUUACUGCAGAGCGUAUGUGACAUCGCUCAGUAUCCAUUUGUUGCAGAAGAAAAACACGUUUUAGGAGACUUGAUUACUUUUGUCCUCACGCCCUCAUGGCAUUUGGGUUUCGUUGCAAGCGAGGACGCGCAACGAAAAGCUUACGAGACAGCAGAAUGGAGUGGCAUACGUGGUUUAAAUUGUAGGAGACUCUAUCCAGCUUGCAGAAGAAAUUUUCUGCGCACGAUCACAAAAGUGAUUCUCGAUAAUAGUUGAUUAAGUUAAUUUAUACCUAAAACUUGAUAUUUUGUAAGUUUCGAUUUUCAUAACA
Messenger RNA from Bactrocera tryoni, 766 nucleotides. RefSeq lists its product as uncharacterized. The record is from RefSeq and is a predicted model, not a curated record. Bases 1 to 711 code for a protein of 236 amino acids. NCBI's taxonomy places the organism in Eukaryota, Metazoa, Arthropoda, Insecta, Diptera, Tephritidae. The transcript has 4 exons.